AUGGCAGAAAACAUCUUUUUUACCACCACCUUCCCGGAUGGAUACUAUUAUGAGGACUAUUAUGAUUAUGAGUAUUAUAGAAAAGUUUACAUCAUUAUGCAUGUAGUCACAUGCAUCAUCAUUGCCAUUGGUCUUCCUUUGAUGCUCAUGGCCAUCUAUGCUCUUUACUCUCUGGUACAAAAUGAUCAUGUUGUUCCAAUCUACAUCAUCAACCUCCUCAUAACAGACCUCAUUCAGCUCUGCUGCCUGAUCGUUUGGGAGUCAAAACCUCAGGAACUAUGGAUUUAUGAAAUCCUGUAUUAUGUUUACAACAGUGGUCUAGUGACCAGUGUUUGCUUCAUGGUGUGCAUUUCACUGGAAAGAUAUUUGGUGAUUGCCCAUCCAAUGUGGUACCACUUCAAACAACCAAUCAGGAGCUCCGUAGCGAUCUGUGUUGUAGUCUGGUUGAUAGCUCCUGUCUAUUUCCUCACUGUGUACCCCUGGGUCACCAUGGCUGUUACAGAAAUUGUCUUCUCCGUUUUCCUCACAAUUCCCCUACCACUGUUCAUAUUCUCUCUGGUUGGGACCCUCAGAGCCCUGUCUACUUCCGUCUCAGUCUCCCCUGAUGAAAAACGCAGAAUCGUCAGAAUUUUAGUCCUGGUGCUGCUGAUUUACACACUGCUGUUCCUGCCCAGUAUUAUUUGGAUCAUUGCAAAAACAAAAACAGACCCCGUUGACAACACCCUCAAUGACCUGUCUUUCAUGUUUGUAAAGCUGAGUCCACUUGCAGACUUACUUCUGUAUGUUUUCAUCAGAAAAGAGACCUUUGAGAAGCUUUUAACCUCUGUGUGCUGUUGCAGAAAGGAGCGCAGUGACACCAACAAUAGCAACACAAUAAAUGUUGACAACAUUUAGACCAAUGUUUGCCUGUGGGUGGACUGGGACCCAAAAAUGGGUUGUGGAGCUGUUGUUAGUGGGUCACACAUGGUAAGAGAAAACCCAUCCACCUGUGACUCAAAUAUUUUUAUCUUUACUUUUAUCUCUACUUGAGAAUAUAUUUGUGACGUUCAUGUUGAAAUCUUGGGAUAAGAACUAGCUGAGAUCCAACAAGAACAAGUGCUGAGAUUUUUUUCUAAAAAAUGUCAGACUUUUGAUUAAUUACUUUGGCUUCUGACUUGCUUAUUGCGAGAAGGGGAAUAACACUGAGAACUUAAAACUUCUAAUAUUGAAAGAAGAUAAGGCGAAAGAUAAUAUUGCAUCAUCAGAGCAGGAAAUGUUUGUCAUAUUUUUCAUGUGCUGAUAUCAAGUCACAAGAUGUAGGCAGUGUGUUUCAUAAUUCACUUGUUUGUUUCAUCAAUAUUAUUAAGAAGACGCUAUAUGCUUUUAUAAUUCCUAUCUAUCUUUGUCAAAUCACAGCAUAUGAACAGCCUGAAUCUGCUUGUUAGUGCUCUCAAAGUUAUGAGCUAUGAGGGAGAAAACAUGUUAGACAGUGGUGCCGCUACUCUGGUCUACAUCCCAGUGUACAUUUGUUUGGCAAAUCACAAGCUUUUUUAGGAAUUUUCACCAUCAAGUUCCUAAAGCAGGGGCCUCCAAGCUGUUGAGGGCCAAAAAGAGGAAGGGUGUUGGACACGCUGAGACUCUUACCCUCUCUGCCAA
Messenger RNA from Cheilinus undulatus (humphead wrasse), 1635 nucleotides. Its product is annotated as G-protein coupled receptor 4-like. Bases 1 to 894 code for a protein of 297 amino acids. Gene Ontology annotation, biological process: phospholipase C-activating G protein-coupled receptor signaling pathway; positive regulation of Rho protein signal transduction. Gene Ontology annotation, molecular function: G protein-coupled receptor activity. The transcript is spliced from 3 exons. Lineage: Eukaryota; Metazoa; Chordata; Actinopteri; Labriformes; Labridae. The record is from RefSeq and is a predicted model, not a curated record. Gene Ontology annotation, cellular component: membrane.